AUGUCCACCUCCGGGUCCUCCAGUUCUGGAGGCGACGUGAGGCGGUUUAGCCGCCAGCAGAUCAUUCAGCACGUCAAGAAAAGUUUGCUCUACACAGCGUUUGACGUCAAGUGGGUACCACAGACGGCGUCCUUCGCGGUGGUCGGCCAGUACCCAAACAACCACGGCGCUCUCUCUCUUUAUCAACUGCACCACGGUGAUGUGCAGCCGACGGCCGAGGUGCGGCUUCCUCACCCUCUCAAAUGCUGCACGUUUGGGCACAACGUUUCCUUCAGCAGCAGCGGCAGCGCUGCUGGUGCGGCGGCGAGUCAGAUGGCGUGUGGCGACUUUGCCGGCAGCUUGCAGAUUCUCGACCUGAGCCGCCUCAGCUCAACCCCCACAAGCGCCUCCAAUGCGCUGAGCGAUGUGACAGCUGCUUCUGUGUUUCACAUUCCUCACGCACACGAGAGCAUCAUCAACGCCAUCGACGGUGCACGUUACUCGGGACCGCCGGAAGUGGCGACAGGGAGUCGAGACGGCUCUGUCAAGGUGUGGGACACUCGCCAGUCUAACAAGCCUGUGGUGUCGCUCAACCCUGCCGACCCUGCUCGCGCCCGCGACUGCUGGACAGUGCGACUGGGGAACAGCUUUGACCCGGACGAGCGCGUCGUCGCAGCGGGCUACGACAACGGUGACAUCAAAAUAUUCGACCUUCGCACGCAGAAGAUGCUGCACGAGAUGCACGUGAGCAACGGCGUGUGCGAUUUGGAGUUUGACCGGCCCGACAUUCCCAUGAAUAAGCUCAUCGUAUCGUCCCUAGAAGGUCGGGUGCGUUGCUACGACAUGCGCACCUUGCAUCCCAAGCUGGGCUACGCGUAUGUAGAGGAGCGUGUAUCCGAGGGGACAGUCUGGUGCUCUCGCGCGCUGCCCCAGAAUCGCGAGAUCUUCUUGAGUGGCGGCGGCGGCGAGCUGACACUGUGCCUCUACAAGUACCCGCCAGAGCGCACUCUGAAGGACGGGGAUGGACUGCAGCGCGGGGUAGCGGGUGCGGUGGAGGAGCUGAACAAGGCGAAGGUCGGGGAUCAGCCGAUCAACGCGAUGGACUGGAAUCGUUCGAAGGAGGGGCUCGCCGUGUGCGCCUCUUUCGACCAGAGUAUUCGGGUUAUACUGGUCACUAAGCUCGGUUUGCUGUCGUAG
This is a messenger RNA of Leishmania braziliensis MHOM/BR/75/M2904, 1176 nucleotides long. RefSeq lists its product as hypothetical. Bases 1 to 1176 code for a protein of 391 amino acids. Gene Ontology annotation, molecular function: ubiquitin binding. The transcript has a single exon. NCBI's taxonomy places the organism in Eukaryota, Euglenozoa, Kinetoplastea, Trypanosomatida, Trypanosomatidae. The record is from RefSeq and is a predicted model, not a curated record.